This is a messenger RNA of Effrenium voratum, 711 nucleotides long. NCBI's taxonomy places the organism in Eukaryota, Dinophyceae, Suessiales, Symbiodiniaceae. The record is from the annotation of a GenBank genome assembly.
AUGCCGCCGAGCGAUGGUGCGGCCCUCGUGGCUGCUGCGGUCAGAGCGGCGUGCGCUGCAAAGGCGCCGAGGCGGACGGUGGCAGCGGUUGCUGCGGCCGUGGCGUCCACUGUGCUGCGGCCAGUUGACGUCACAGCUGCCCCGCCGACAUCGAGCCCGACGAAACCUGCACGCGCCUCGGGUGGCGAGGAGGCCACUGAGGCUGAGCUGGUGGAGAGACUGCGCCAAUCCCGUGCGGACAGGCGCAGAAUCAAGCGCCAGCGGCGCCGGGCAGCAAAGGCUGCUGCUGCUGCGGCGGUGAACAAGGAGCAGUUGGAGCCGGAGUCAGCCUUGGGUGCCACUGUGGGGGAGAGUGCCGAGCCCAGGGAGGACACGGACAUGGGUGUGGAAGAGUCCAAGCCUGGCGAGGUGGAAGCACCUUUGGAAGCCCAGGAGCGGCUGGAGGCAGGUGGCGAGGGCAGAGGACGGACAAUGGAUAUGGGCAAACAUGUGAAGGAGGCACGCAAGGCAAGCGCUUCGCAAGCAUCUGCGUUGUCGGUUUUAUCCGCCCACAGUGCAGAGUGCGACUGGGAGGAUCCUCCACCCGCGCUCAAGGAGGGACCACCGUGUGACAUGCGGGGGCGGCGUCCAGGGCAGCAGUCAAAAGCCAAAGCCCCAAGAAAGGGCGACCGUGCUUGCGGCGCAAGCCGCGGGCGGCGGGGCCCUUAUUAG